AUGAUGUUGGACUACUCCUCAGUCUCCGUCACGCCUGCAUCCGGUAAUAAUAAUGAUGAUGACCAACAAUCUUCACCCCAAGCUGCAGGAGGGAUGAUGAUGGUGGUGGAGAGAGAGCACAUGUUUGAUAAAGUGGUCACUCCAAGUGACGUGGGCAAGCUCAACCGUCUCGUGAUUCCCAAACAGCACGCCGAGAGGUAUUUCCCCCUGGAUUCCUCCACCAACGACAAGGGUCUCCUCCUCAAUUUUGAAGAUAGGAAUGGAAAACCCUGGAGGUUCAGGUACUCUUACUGGAACAGCAGCCAAAGCUAUGUGAUGACCAAGGGUUGGAGCCGUUUUGUCAAAGACAAGAAACUGGAUGCCGGAGACAUAGUCUCUUUCCAGAGAGGUGUUGGUGGUUCCGCCAAAGAUCGCUUGUUCAUAGACUGGAGGCAUCGUCCAGAUGCACCCACUCCGCCCUAUCAAUUAUCAUCAAAUCUCUCUUUCCCACUACCACAUCAUCAAUUUUCUUUCCCCACCAGGAACAGUGCCGGUAUGAAUAUCCACCCUUGGAAUCCACUCUUCUUGCAAUCCCAACCAGCACCCUCAAGGAGCCACUCUAACUUGAUGCUGCAAUCCCCAAACAGCUACGUGCCCUCUUCCUACCGCUAUGGCAGCACUGGCGGCCCUUACCACAACAUAGGCACUGGCAGCGUAGUUAAUGUGAAUCAAGGUGGUUCAGGAUCCGUAAUUUAUUUCAGAUCAGGUGGAGGUGGUAUCCCACAGCAACAACAGGUCGAUAUGAUGCAAAUGCAGCAAAGAAGUGGGGUUGGGAUUGAUCCACCCGCACUACCAGCACCACCUCCGCCUCCACCAGCUGUAGUGUUUGAAUCGGUGCCAGUGGUCCAUGGGAAAGCAGCAGCCAAGCGACUCCGACUGUUUGGGGUUAACAUGGAUUGCCCCAUCUCAGAUGACGACGAUCAAGACUACGACCCAGCAAUUGAAUUGUCCCCCACCACGGCUUCUGCUAGUACUACCACCAAUCCAAUUCCCAUGGGACAUUACAAUCAUGCCAAUUACCAUCAUGACCACUUUCCCCCUCAUCAUCAUCCACCACCACAGUCGUCUUCUACCAUUCCUUACCUGCAAUUGAGGCCUUAUGGAGGAGAAACCCAAUUCCAUCAAAGCACAAUGGUGUCUUCUUCCUCUACUGAUGCCUUGAACAAAACCAGCAAAUCAUCAUCUUCUGAUCAUAUGUCAUUGGAUUUGGAUAUGUGAUCACACAAUUAUCCAUCUUAUCCACCCGUCAGCCAACAAAAUAAGAGAUCGUAUAGCUACUACCCGUGUGGCUUAAUCAUCAGAUGAUACAUUAUGUUUGAGAAGCCAGACUUAUAUGUAGCCGUUCCAUUAAUUACAGAGUUUUGAUCUGAUCUGAUCAAUCUUUUUGUUCCCAAAAAAUACAUAUUUAAGAAGAUCAAGUGAAUCAGUGGCAAGAAGUUAAUUUAGAGGGUGGAAUCACAAAUCCAAUGAGUUCCAGGUAGGAGGUAGCUGCGGUUAUUGAUGAUGGAUGAUCGAAAGAGAAUUAAGGUGAUUGGAGAGUGCUAUAUAUAGUGAUUUGCUGCAAACCAAUGGAAGUUCAAACUGAUUUU
This is a messenger RNA of Cynara cardunculus var. scolymus (artichoke), 1628 nucleotides long. RefSeq names its product B3 domain-containing protein Os03g0120900-like. The transcript has a single exon. Lineage: Eukaryota; Viridiplantae; Streptophyta; Magnoliopsida; Asterales; Asteraceae. The record is from RefSeq and is a predicted model, not a curated record. Gene Ontology annotation, molecular function: DNA-binding transcription factor activity; DNA binding. The coding region runs from base 1 to 1257 and encodes 418 amino acids.